Messenger RNA from Arabis nemorensis, 972 nucleotides. Lineage: Eukaryota; Viridiplantae; Streptophyta; Magnoliopsida; Brassicales; Brassicaceae. The record is from the annotation of a GenBank genome assembly.
AUGGCGAUGCCUCGUGCGAAGACGGAGCUUCGGACUCUGGGGAACACAGGGCUUAAGGUUAGUGCCGUUGGUUUUGGUGCCUCUCCGCUCGGAAGCGUCUUUGGUCCAGUCGGCGAAGAUGACGCCGUCGCCACCGUCCGCGAGGCUUUCCGACUUGGCAUCAACUUCUUCGACACUUCCCCGUAUUAUGGAGGAACACUUUCAGAGAAGAUGCUUGGUAAGGGACUUAAGGCUCUACAAGUCCCUAGAAGUGGCUACAUUGUAGCGACUAAGUGCGGGCGAUAUAAAGAAGGUUUUGAUUUCAGUGCUGAGAGAGUAACGAAGAGUAUUGACGAAAGCUUGGAGAGGCUUCAGCUAGAUUAUGUUGAUAUACUUCAUUGUCAUGACAUUGAGUUUGGCUCUCUUGAUCAGAUUGUGAGUGAAACAAUUCCUGCCCUUCGGAAACUGAAACAGGAAGGGAAGAUUCGGUUUAUUGGUAUUACUGGUCUGCCUUUACAUAUUUUCACUUAUGUUCUUGAUCGAGUCGCUCCUGGGACGAUCGACGUGAUAUUAUCAUACUGUCAUUACGGUGUUAAUGAUUCAACGUUGCUGGAGUUACUUCCUUACUUGAAGAGCAAAGGUGUGGGUGUGAUAAGUGCUUCUCCAUUGUCAAUGGGUCUUCUUACGGAACAAGGUCCUCCUGAAUGGCACCCUGCUUCCCCUGAGCUCAAGUCUGCGUGCAAAGCUGCAGUUGCUCAUUGUAAAUCAAAGGGUAAGAAGAUCACAAAUUUAGCACUGCAAUACAGUUUAGCAAACAAAGAGAUUUCAUCGGUGUUGGUUGGGAUGAGCUCUAUUUCACAGGUAGAAGAAAAUGUCGAAGCAUUUACAGAGCUUGAACGUUUGGGGAUUGAUCAAGAAACUCUGUCUGAAGUUGAAGCUAUUCUAAAGCCUGUAAAGAAUUUGACAUGGCCAAGUGGUAUCAAUCAGAACUAA